GACACAACCCCUAGCCAUGAAGAGCCGCUUCAGCACCGUUGACCUCCGCGCUGUGCUCGCAGAGCUGAAUGCGAGCUUGCUAGGAAUGAGAGUAAAUAACGUUUAUGAUGUGGAUAACAAGACAUACCUUAUCCGUCUUCAAAAACCCGAUUUUAAAGCUACAUUGUUACUUGAAUCUGGUAUACGAAUUCACACAACAGAAUUUGAGUGGCCUAAGAACAUGAUGCCAUCUAGUUUUGCCAUGAAGUGUCGAAAACAUUUGAAGAGUCGGAGAUUAGUCAGUGCAAAACAGCUUGGUGUGGAUAGAAUUGUGGAUUUCCAGUUUGGAAGUGAUGAAGCUGCUUAUCAUUUAAUCAUUGAGCUCUAUGAUAGGGGGAACAUUGUUCUUACAGAUUAUGAGUACCUAAUUUUAAAUAUCCUAAGGUUUCGAACUGACGAAGCUGAUGAUGUUAAGUUUGCUGUUCGUGAACGCUAUCCUGUUGAUCAUGCCAGAGCUGCUAAACCUUUGCUGACUUUAGAAAGAUUGACUGAAGUAAUAGCUAGUGCUCCUAAGGGUGAACUUCUGAAGAGAGUUCUUAAUCCAUUACUUCCCUAUGGACCAGCUCUUAUUGAGCACUGUCUUAUAGAAAAUGGAUUCUCUGGCAAUGUCAAAGUGGAUGAAAAACUUGAAAGCAAAGGUAUGUCUGCAUGAUCCAGACUUUGUACAUUUUCAU
Messenger RNA from Cricetulus griseus (Chinese hamster), 713 nucleotides. NCBI's taxonomy places the organism in Eukaryota, Metazoa, Chordata, Mammalia, Rodentia, Cricetidae. The record is from RefSeq and is a predicted model, not a curated record.